AUGGAGAAGUCGGAAUACGGUACCGCUGACAAGGCCGUUCAGGAGAACUCCUCAAUGGAGCAGGUCCAGCAGCAGCCAUCCGUCACCUCUGGGGAGUCUGUCCACGAGAAGAAGCCGUGGUGGCACCCAGUCAUCGAGCCCGGUUCCGCCGUGCAGAUCAUCAUCGCCGCCGCUAUCGCGGUUGCCAUCGGUCUGGGGGUCAAGAGCGUCCACCCAGAUAUCCCCGAUGCAGCGACGACCAUCCUCAUCAUCCCCGGCAAUCUUUGGCUGCGGUCCCUCAAGGCUGUCGUUUUGCCCCUCAUCGUGACGGCUAUGGUUCUCGCUGUUCAGAAGCUCAAGGAAAUCUCCAAUGGCGGCGCCAAACUCGCCAAAUGGACCAUCGGCUAUUAUGUCAUUACCACCAUUGUAGCCAUUGUCCAUUCCAUCAUCAUGACAUCCCAAGUAUGGGCCCGUCUCAUGACCGUCGCCUCUGCUGAGUCCAUCGCCACGGACAGCAUGUCCGAGAAGGACCAAGAGUCGUACGAGGAGCGCAAGGACCAAGACAUCCCGGCCACCGUCACUGAGCUCUUCAACUCCUUGAUCCCAGCCAACGUCGUCGAUGCUCUCGCCUCGGACCACCUCCUCGCCGUUCUCGUCACUGCUGUCGUGGUGGGCUACCUCAUCGAUGACCGCGGCGGUCGCUCCUCUCUGAUCAAGGCGGCGCGUGAGAUCGAGACCCUCAUCAUGAUCAUCAUCACCUUUCUCAUCAAGCUUGCCCCCAUCGGCGUUUUCUUCCUCAUCCUGCCGAACAUGUUCAAGCUGGACAUCAACGACAUUGGUGUCAACCUAGGCAUCCUGAUGGGUGGCGCCAUCAGCUCAAUGUUCUUGCACCUUUUCGUCAUCCUGCCCCUCAUCUUCUUCGCCUUCACUCGCCAAAACCCUUACACUUUGUGGUUCAGCUGCUCACCCGCCUGGCUGACGGCUUGGGGUACUGCUUCAUCAGCCGCUACUCUCUCCGUCACCAUGCGCUGCUGCCGUGAGACACUCAAGAUCCCCGAGACCGUCAACAAGUUCGCCGUCCCCCUGGGUUGUCUGGUGAACAUGGACGGAACCGCCAUUUACUUCCCCAUUGUUGUCGUGUUUCUCGCUCAGACGCAGGGCCAUGUCCUCAACGCGGCGGACUACAUCAUCAUUUUGUUGCUGUCAACCCUGGCUUCUAUCGGAACUACGCCCAUCCCGAGUUCCUCUCUUGUUUUGACCGUCAUGAUUUCAUCGAGCGUCGGCAUUCCGCCCAGUGGAAUGUACGGCGUCGUCGUUGCUAUCGAUUGGUUCAUUGACCGGUUCCGUACUGCUACCAACGUCAGUGGUGAUCUUUUCGCCGCCGUCAUCGUCACCAAGAUGACCGGCAUUACUGACCCUGAUGAUGGCUCGGAGGAGGUCGUUCGGGAAUUCAGCCAGAACCAAAAUGACGAGCGUGUCUAA
Colletotrichum spaethianum is the source of this 1461-nucleotide messenger RNA. RefSeq names its product excitatory amino acid transporter 3. The coding region runs from base 1 to 1461 and encodes 486 amino acids. Gene Ontology annotation, molecular function: glutamate:sodium symporter activity; L-glutamate transmembrane transporter activity; neutral L-amino acid transmembrane transporter activity. Gene Ontology annotation, cellular component: plasma membrane. NCBI's taxonomy places the organism in Eukaryota, Fungi, Ascomycota, Sordariomycetes, Glomerellales, Glomerellaceae. The transcript is spliced from 2 exons. Gene Ontology annotation, biological process: L-glutamate transmembrane transport. The record is from RefSeq and is a predicted model, not a curated record.